Camelus dromedarius (Arabian camel) is the source of this 2014-nucleotide messenger RNA. It is a transcript of the gene STC2, whose product is annotated as stanniocalcin 2. Gene Ontology annotation, biological process: intracellular calcium ion homeostasis. Gene Ontology annotation, cellular component: extracellular region. The transcript is spliced from 4 exons. The record is from RefSeq and is a predicted model, not a curated record. NCBI's taxonomy places the organism in Eukaryota, Metazoa, Chordata, Mammalia, Artiodactyla, Camelidae. Bases 356 to 1264 code for a protein of 302 amino acids. Gene Ontology annotation, molecular function: hormone activity.
GCCCCGCCUCCCGGCCGUGUUGUCAAACGGGCGGGGGUCUCGGAUUGGUCCAGCCGCCGGGACAACACCUGCUCGACUCCUUCAUUCAAGUGACACCAGAGCUUCCAGGGAUAUUUGAGGCACCAUCCCUGCCACUGCUGGGCACUCGCGGCGCUGCUAACGGCCUGGUCACAUGCUCUCCGGAGAGCUACGGGAGGGCGCUGGGUAACCUCUAUCCGAGCCGCGGCCGCGAGGAGGGAAAAGGCGAGCGAGGAGGAAGAGUGGGAGGAGGAGAGGAAGCGGCGAAGAAGGAGGAAGAGGAGGAAGGGAGCACAAAGAAUCCAGGUCUCCGGGCGGGAGGUUUACACCAAGAACCAUGUGUGUCGAGCGGCUGGGGCACUUCGUGACCCUGGCUUUGGUGUUGGCCACCUUCGACCUGGCGCGAGGGACCGACGCCACCAACCCGCCCGAAGGUCCCCAAGACAGGGGCUCUCAGCAGAAAGGCCGUCUGUCCUUGCAGAACACAGCGGAAAUCCAGCACUGUCUGGUGAACGCUGGCGAUGUGGGGUGUGGCGUGUUUGAAUGUUUCGAGAACAACUCUUGUGAGAUUCGGGGCUUACAUGGGAUUUGCAUGACGUUUCUGCACAACGCUGGAAAAUUUGAUGCCCAGGGCAAGUCAUUCAUCAAAGAUGCCUUGAAGUGUAAGGCUCACGCUCUGCGGCACAGAUUCAGCUGCAUAAGCCGGAAGUGUCCAGCCAUCAAGGAGAUGGUGUUCCAGCUACAGCGGGAGUGCUACCUCAAACACGACCUGUGCUCUGCCGCCCAGGAGAACACGCAGGUGAUGGUGGAGAUGAUUCACUUCAAGGACUUACUGCUGCACGAACCUUACGUGGACCUGGCGAACCUGCUGCUGACCUGCGGCGAGGAGGUGAAGGAGGCCAUCACCCACAGCGUCCAGGCUCAGUGCGAGCAGAGCUGGGGCAGCCUGUGCUCCAUCUUGAGCUUCUGCACCUCGGCCAUCCAGAGGCCCCCCACGGUGCCUCCUGAGCGCCAGCUCCAGGGGGACAGAGCCAAGCCUUCCAGGGCCCACCACGGGGAAGCGGGUCACCACCUCUCGGAGCCCAGCAGUCGAGAGACAGGCCGAGGUGCCAAGGGCGAGCGAGGUAGCAGGAGCCAUCCACACGCCCACGCCCGGGGCAGAGCUGCGGGCCACGGGGCCCAGGGAACUUCUGGAAGCAGCGAGUGGGAGGAUGAUCAGUCUGAGUAUUCCGACAUCCGGAGGUGAAAUGAAAGGCCCGGCCGGGAAGUCUUUCCUCCACCACCGUCCAUUUUCUUCUCUAUGGACAUUCCAAAACAUUUGCCAUUAAAGAGGGGGGAUGUCACACGCAGGAUUUGAUGGGGAUUGCGGACUUGACGAAGGUGUAUGUUAGCGACACGAACAGGUGAGGCGGAGGCUCCCUGGGCAGCAGCGAGGGCUCGGUUGUGCCCGGCGGGUCCCGCCCCUGCACAUCCUAACGCGAGGGAGCUCCCGGCCUCCCUGCAACUUUGCCUUCUUUCCAUCCGUGGAGCCUCUGGGCGGCGGCCUGCGGUUCACUCUGCUGUGGGAGGUGACGGGGAGGGGCGGGGGUCAGCAGGCUCCCCGGGGGCUGGACCGGGCACUUGGUGCCGGCCCGCCCGCAGCUUCUGGUGCUGCCUUGGCGGAGGGCAGCUGGAUUCCAGUGCAGGAGUGGGUGUGAACAUCUCCCUGGGAAUCGGGAGAAGGGUGGAGAGGAGGCAGGGGGCCGUGUGGGUACUUGGUGCCAAACCGAAAUCCAGUUUCUUGCAUGGGACCUUGCGGUUUGGAGUGACUUGGGACGGGGAGGGCGAGGGUUCAAAGUGUAAUUUCUGAGCCAUUGUUCUGUCUGGGGGACCCUGUCCGAGGGAGUGGCCCCUGUGUGUUUGUAUUUUAACCACUGCUUCAAGUCUCAAUUUCACUUUUUUAUUUAUCCAGUUCCAUCUACAUAUCUGUCGUCUAAAUAAAUAGCUUUCAAACAAA